AGGAAAUCAAGAAAACUCAACCAUCACAUUUUACCAUCAGAACCUUCGAAACCUGGCCAGAAUUAAAUCAAACCAAGCCGAUCGAUACCAGAAAUCAAUCUGACAAUAUGGUUCAACAAGAUACUACCACUGAAAAAGGAACACCAUCAGCUACUUAUACCUGGUCUAACCCAUCUCAAAGGCCAAAACAAAUUGAAGAUUUGAUUUUAGGUGUAGAACGAUAUGAUCCAACUCAAGUUCAAGUUUUAGAAGAUUAUUUAGCAAGUCAAUUUAAUGAGGUAUUUUAUGACCCAUUAGCCAAUUUGGCAACUCUGAAAUUAUAUCAAUUUAAUCCUGAUUUAGUACCACUUGCGGCUGAAAACCCAAGUAACCCAAUCGAAGCUAUUCAUGAUUCUGUUACGGUUAAGAUCUUGUUAUUGAGUAUCGCUCAUCGACCAUUUGAUAGUGAUUUCUCAUUAGGUUUGAGUAUGUGUGGAGAUCGAAUGUCUACGUUAGUCACCCCACAAGGAACCUUAACAUUGAUUAAUUUAUUAUCGAAACUAUCAUCUACAUUACAAUCAAGAAAAUUCAAUUUAUUUUGGAGUUUAUUAUCUAGUUCCGAAUUUGAAUCACUUUGGCCAUUGAUUUCAAUCAUCAAAGACUUUGAUGGAUUGAUUAGAAGAUCGAUUAGUCAAAGUGUUUCGAGUUGUUUUAGAUCGAUUUCUUUGAUCAGAUUAAAAUCUUAUCUUGGUUUAAAUGAUGAUCAAGAAGUUAAAGAUUGGAUUAAAGAGAUCGGUUGGAGUUUGAUUGAAGUAGAUGGGAAUCUUAAAGCUAAGAUUCCUGAUAAUUCGGAUAAUCGUCCGGUCACUACUGUCACAAGGGAAAAUACCACUUUAGAAGACCUUCAACAAAUCUUGGCUAGAUCGGUUGUAGCAUAAAUUGAUUCUCCUAAACAAUCUUUUAACACAAAAAAAGGCUUGACCAUUCUAUUGGAAAUAGAACCUUACAUUCGAACUUUUCCUUUUACAAUCUCAACAAAGCUUUUCCCCAAUCAUUGCCAAAUCGUUCAAGAUUGCUUAGGAGUCAGCAGAUUUUCUGUUAGUGAUGUGAUUAUAGCAAUCUUCAUACAUCAUACAUUGGUCAUCUUUGUGACUCAAUGCUUUGGCUCUUCGGCAAUUUUUGAAGCCUAUGUUUGUUACGUCUUUUG
Messenger RNA from Melampsora larici-populina 98AG31, 1186 nucleotides. RefSeq lists its product as uncharacterized. The coding region runs from base 108 to 917 and encodes 269 amino acids. Gene Ontology annotation, cellular component: cytoplasm; eukaryotic translation initiation factor 3 complex. NCBI's taxonomy places the organism in Eukaryota, Fungi, Basidiomycota, Pucciniomycetes, Pucciniales, Melampsoraceae. Gene Ontology annotation, molecular function: ribosome binding; translation initiation factor activity. The transcript is spliced from 5 exons. The record is from RefSeq and is a predicted model, not a curated record. Gene Ontology annotation, biological process: regulation of translational initiation.